AAAACAUCCUACAUUUUCAGUUUUCCCCUUUCACAAUCACUAUUGCAAAACCCCUCAUUCUCUAUUACCCUCUCUCUUCAAAAAUGGCAUCAAAGUUCUCACUCAUUCUCUGUAUUCUAGCAAUCUGGACCCUUGAUUUAGCUCAAGGUGGUUCAACUCAUCAUCAAGCUCCAGCACCAUCAGUUGACUGCACAAACCUUGUCUUAACCAUGGCUGAUUGUUUGUCUUUUGUAACAAAUGGUAGCACAACAAACAAACCAGAAGGUACUUGUUGUUCUGGUUUGAAAUCUGUUCUCAAAACUGCUCCUUCUUGUCUCUGUGAAGCAUUCAAGAGUAGUGCUCAAUUUGGUGUUGUGUUGAAUGUUACUAAAGCUACUUCUCUUCCUGCUGCAUGCAAAGUUUCUGCUCCUUCUGCUACUAAAUGUGGAUUGUCUGAAGUGUCUGAUGCACCUGCUGCUGCUCCUGUUGAAGGUCUCUCUCCACAAUCAUCUGCAACUUCUCCAACAUCUUCUGAUGCAUCUUCAAGUUUGAAUGGUGCUGUAAAUGAGCCAUCUCCAGCUCCAGGACCAUCUCUAGGGAGCACAGCUUCAGGACUGUUCCCAAUUUCACUUGGAUCCUUACUUGUUUGCCUAUUGGUGGCUACAAUAUCACUUUUUUGAAUGAGUUUCAUCAUUUUAUUUUGAGAUCAGAUAUUACAUGAGGGUUUGUUUUCAUGCUUUCUUUUGAGGUUUACCACUAUGAGUACUUAUUUUAUGUGACUUAUUAAUUAGUAUAAAAUUCAUUCUAGGAGUGACCAAACUUAUUUUAAGCUUGUACCCCUUUUUAAUAUUAUAUAAGUCUAUUUAUUAUAUUAAUAUAACAAUUUGAAUUUCCAUA
Messenger RNA from Trifolium pratense (red clover), 876 nucleotides. RefSeq names its product non-specific lipid transfer protein GPI-anchored 11-like. Gene Ontology annotation, molecular function: lipid binding. The transcript has 3 exons. The coding region runs from base 84 to 659 and encodes 191 amino acids. Gene Ontology annotation, biological process: lipid transport. NCBI's taxonomy places the organism in Eukaryota, Viridiplantae, Streptophyta, Magnoliopsida, Fabales, Fabaceae. The record is from RefSeq and is a predicted model, not a curated record.